CUUCUUCCCUCAUACAUCAGUUUUCAUCGAACUUGACAUCCGAUUUUAUCGCAUAUCAAAGCUUCCCAAUUACUGUUGUUCAAACAUCAACUCUUCACUUGAACAAUUUGUUCUCGUCAAGAUGAAUGCCAACGCAAUCUUCAAGGCGUAUGUCGGCCCAUGCGCCCGCAAUUCACCAGAUUUCUGGCUCAAAGAUGUCCAAACUGCCACCAAAAAAACCCCCAACGCACAUAUCGUGCUCAAAAACAAAGAACUUGCUAUUACUGCUCUUGAAACCGAACGAAAGUUCCAAUCUCAGCAAGCAAACACAUUGGCCAAUCUCAAAGCCAAGAAAGCCCACCAUGCAAUUCUGCAACAAAAAGAAAUGCAAAAGUUCACCAAGAAAUUCCAACGCCUCCAAAAAGCUAUGUGGUUAGCUGAGGCCGGAGGUAUCCCCAAGGGAUUCGAAGAAUAUCCUCUCUAUGGUGGUGGCGACGAUGAAGUGACUGAGGCUAUCAAAGAUAAGCUUCAUAAGGAUUUACUCGCUAUCAACCUUGCAGUCGAAAAGACAAAAGCAGUUGCAGCUGAGAUCGAAAAAUCCAUCAAGUUUGCCUCGAAGAAGAUCACAAUCAGAUGAUCAUGGCACGACAAAAAUACACACUGGGACGACCCUCC
This is a messenger RNA of Mollisia scopiformis, 654 nucleotides long. RefSeq lists its product as uncharacterized. The transcript is spliced from 5 exons. Bases 122 to 616 code for a protein of 164 amino acids. The record is from RefSeq and is a predicted model, not a curated record. NCBI's taxonomy places the organism in Eukaryota, Fungi, Ascomycota, Leotiomycetes, Helotiales, Mollisiaceae.